AUGAUUGCCAAGAUCUUCUCAGUGUCCGUCCUCCUUGCAGCAGCACAUGCGGGAUACUUAGGCGGUUAUGGUGGUGGUCUUUCCAGCUCCUACGUAUCAAAUCAUCUUUCAUCUUACGGUGGUCGCCCCGUUCCGACUUAUUACCAUGGAAGUGGAGGAUACUCCCACGAUCAAGACUACUACUCUCAUCCUAAAUAUCAAUUUCAAUAUGGAGUACAAGAUCCCCAUACCGGAGACCACAAAACCCAACACGAAGUUCGCGAUGGUGACGUAGUCAAAGGAUCUUACUCAGUAGCUGAUCCAGAUGGUACUCUACGUACCGUUCAUUACACUGCUGAUGAUCACAACGGUUUCAAUGCUGUUGUAGAAAAAUCUGGACAUGCUGUACAUCACGCUUCACCAGCAUUAACUGCACACGCUUAUGCCGCUCCUGCUUUAUCUACAUAUGCCGCCCCUGCUUUACCGACUUAUGCUGCUCCAGCAUUGACGACACAUACCUAUGCCGCCCCUACAAUUUAUAAACAAGCCGCGACGGUAGUUAAAGCUGCUCCAGCUGUAGAUUAUGCGGCCUACCCUAAAUACCAGUUCAAUUAUGGAGUGGCUGAUGGACACACAGGAGACCAGAAAAGUCAAUCUGAGUACCGUGACGGCGAUACUGUCAAAGGACAAUAUUCCUUAGUAGAACCAGACGGUACAAUACGUACAGUAAAAUACACUGCCGAUGAUCAUAAUGGUUUCAAUGCUAUCGUAACCAGAUCCGGACACGCAGCCCAUCCUGCUACUCCAGUAGUUGCACAAAAAGUCAUCUCUCCUGCCAUUGCUGCACACUACAGCGUCCCACCAGCUCAUGAAUUUGGUGGAUACUAUGUCACCUUCUUAAGAGAUACAUGGAAAUCAGUCUCGGAUCUAACGAUUACAAAACGCAAAAUUGUAGCUCUUACCGCCGUUGUAGCCUGCGCAAGCGCCGGGUUUAUUGGUGGAUUAGGUGGACAUGGACUAAUCGGUGGACAUGGAUUAGGAUACGGAGCAGUGUCUGUAGCACACGCUGCCCCAAUAGCAGUUGCAGCUCAUGCUCCUGCCCACGAAACUGUAGACUACUAUGCUUACCCAAAAUAUGAAUUUAACUAUGGAGUAGCUGACGGUCACACCGGAGAUCAUAAAUCACAAAAAGAAGUACGUGACGGUGACGUAGUUAAAGGUUCUUAUACUGUAGCCGAGCCUGAUGGUACUCUUCGUACUGUUCAUUACACCGCAGAUGAUCACAAUGGCUUCAACGCUGUUGUCACCAAAAGCGGACAUGCAGUUCACCCACAAGUUGUAACCAAAGCUGUAGCUGUAGCUCCAGUAGCUUAUUCAUUAGGACAUGGUGGUUACGGAGGACAUGGUUACCAUUAAUGAUCUCAAUUGGCUAGAAAUGUUGCUCAUAUAUGUAUAUACCUCAUCGGUUGUGUAUCAUUAGUGUUGUUCUUCUCUUAUCGUUAAUGUAUCUCAUCUUCGCCAUAUUUAUUUCUUAUAAUCCAA
Molecule: messenger RNA, 1521 nt
Organism: Diorhabda sublineata
Lineage: Eukaryota; Metazoa; Arthropoda; Insecta; Coleoptera; Chrysomelidae
Exons: 8
Coding region: 1-1395 (464 amino acids)
Cellular component (GO): extracellular matrix
Source: RefSeq, a predicted model, not a curated record